GGAAGCAUCAGCGGCGCUUUACUCGUGGACAUCUGGAUGUGGUGAAGCAAUUUUGACUAUACGGGGACUAUGCAGGGAAGCUGUUGUGUGCAAGUGUGUUUUUCGACGUUCAAGUCGGAUUUUGCUGUUGUGGGUACAGGAAUUUGACGUGGUGGAGGAGUUAGUUUUGGUUGGGUCUGUUUCUGCGUUGGAAAAGAACAGCUGAUUUUGGCGAUGGCGCUGGAAGAUGUGACUGUGGCGCUGGACUGGACGCCCAACAGUAACCAUGUGGGGUUCUACGUUGCGCAAGCGCGAGGGAUGUAUGCGGAUGUGGGGUUGAGCGUGAAGUUUAUCAGCCCACAUUGUGACAAUUACAAGGCGACUCCUGCAUUGAGAGUAUCAGCGAAAGAAGCAACGUUGGGUUUAGGGCCAUCAGAGACGCUGUUCAGCUACCAUUCGGAGUCUGAGAAGCCGGAUCUGAUCGCCAUUGCCACGCUAUUGCAGCAAGAUUUGAGCUCCAUUGCAACUCUUAAGAAGAGUGGAAUUAAUCGACCCCAAGAACUCGACGGGAAGAGGUACGCUUCUUACGGCGCGCGGUAUGAAGGCCGUAUAGUCCAGAAAAUGAUCCAGAACGACGGCGGUAAGGGCGAUUACGAGGAGAUUGUUCCUGCAAAGCUGGGCAUCUGGAGCACCUUGUUGGAAGGAAAAGCAGACGCUACUUGGGUUUUCAGUGGCUGGGAAGGGUGCGCGGCUUCCAUUGCUGGCGUUGAACUCAACGAAUUCAGACUCUCCGAUUACGGGAUCCCAUAUGGCUACAGCCCCGUGCUAUUUUGCCAUCCGGACACAAUCAACAGUGACUCCGCCGAUAAGUUGUCCAACUUUCUGCUGGCGACAGCAAAGGGGUACGCUUGGGCAGCUCGCCAAUCGUGCUUGGAAGCUACGAAACUAUUUUUGAAACAAGUGAAGCAGGAGCAUCCAGAUUUGUUAGAGGAGGCUGUGGCCCAGGAGCUGGUUUCGGAGUCUUUGAAUUACAUGAAAAACUCAUUUCUCGCAAGCGAUGGCCACUGGGGACACAUGGACGCUGCCGUGUGGGAAGCAUUUCUCAAUUGGCUACAGACGGAAGGAUUGCUCACAACUUAUACCCAGUCACGAAACCCUGUGCCUGGUGUCAGUGUCUCUCUUGACGAGCUUCGUCAAGGAAAUGUGGGUGACCCCAUAGCACAUGAUCAGAUCAACCUGAAGAACGUUUACACAAAUAGGUUCCUUGAGCUUGCACGUCAGAAGAGCUAAGAUCCUGCGCUACCAGCAAUGGCCACCAUGCAAAUCCUUCAUAGCUUAGAGCGUUGUGUUUACAUUCUAAGCUCACGAGAAUGCUUAUCAUGAGUUUCUCGGGAUUCGCUUCCACAUAGAUGUUUAUCUCUUGUGUGCAUUAUAGCGGAGGUAACCUUGAAGGGAGAAAAUGCAAACCUGUAGGAAUGUAAUGGGUUAACUGAGUGCAGAGCAAUUGUACCUCUAAGACCUGCUUGACAGUGUAUUGAAUUUGCACUGUGUUUGCUGAUUCUUUACAUACAUAUAUACAGAAAUGGAUGCACAAACGAACCAAGGUUUCAAGAUGUUUCAACUUGUUA
Molecule: messenger RNA, 1607 nt
Organism: Physcomitrium patens
Lineage: Eukaryota; Viridiplantae; Streptophyta; Bryopsida; Funariales; Funariaceae
Biological process (GO): thiamine biosynthetic process
Source: RefSeq, a predicted model, not a curated record